GGCCCCAGUACGAGUGUGAGUGUGGCCGGGCACGGCGCGGUCCCUGGGGCGCAGCGCAGGGGGCCGGACGUGCACUAUAGCGAGACUGGGGUGAUACUCGCGGCCACGCCUGAGGACUUGGAUAUGGGCGUGGGCGUGGGCGCGGGCGCGGGCGCGGGCGCGGGCGGGAGGGCGAGGGACAGCACCCCGCUGAACGUGAGCCCGCCGAAAGUCGUGCCGCGGAUAUCGCGGCUGUCGUUUGGGGCGCCGCCGCGGAGACCUCUUGCGGUCCCCGGGGAGGGUGCGCCGGCUCCCGCUACGCCUGCCUCGUCAGCUAUCAGUGACGACGCUCGGCAGGAGUUGUUGCGCCGGGACGCGCAGAGGACGGCGAGUACUCGUAUUACGCAGAGGGCAGCCGGGUCCGUCAAGCGGAAGAUCGCACCGAAGCCAGACCAGCCGCAGCCGCCGCAGCCAGCGGCGCCGACUCCGUCGACGCACGAACCCGCCUCAACUACAAACGAUGCCGAGAACGGCCCGCCCUUCCCUAGCACCGUCAGCCCCGCCCCCACCCCCCCUACAACGCUUCCAUCCCCUCCCCGGGCCCAGGGGAAGAAACGCAAACGUGCGCCCGCGCCGCACUCGAGGCACCGCGUCUGUGCAGCGCCUGGGUGCGGGAGGCUCGUCGCGCCGCACUUCCAGGGCGCGCGGUGCGUCGAGUGCGCGUUCGCGCGGUGGAGGGGUGCGCUUCGCGCGCGGUUCGAGGGCGUGCGCGCGGAGCUUGCGGGGCCUUCUCGGCCUGUGCAGAGGGAUGUCGGGAGAGAGGAGAGGGUCGAGGGGGUGGAACGGGCGCCGCGGUCGGGGAUGGGGGAGGGCGCACUGGGUAAGGAGGGAGGAGAGAGCGCUGUAGGCUCAGAUAGGGAGGGAAUGGGGAAGACGGGGGAUGCGAUGGACGUCGAUGGGCCCGCGGCGGACGCUGCUGCUGUUCCGGAGCUGGGCUCAGGCAAUGGCCCGGCGAGGGAUCCUAUUCUCGACGGUCCUGAAGACAGUACAGAGCAGACCAGGCAGCCGUCCACGUCUGUCAAGUCCGUGGUGCUCAUCGUAUCUCCGCCACGAGUUCUUGAUACUGAAAAGAGCGUCGAUUCGUCCGAUGCGGCCUCGACCAAACCCGUCGGUACCGAGAGCCCGCGCCCGCGGUCGUCCGAGGCCACUGCUGCGAAGCCAAAGAUCAAGUCUGUCAAGCUCCGUGUAUCUAUCCCAGACACGCAUAUCGCGCCCGCGGACACGGUGGGGGCAUAUGUACCUAGUCCGCUCAAUGAGUUGUCGUUCGCCGCCGACGCUGCAGAGGACGACAACUACGAGAUAGAAGUCGACCCCCCCUCUCCUGGGGACGCGUCCGACGGAGAGACCACCGACAGCGAGGCAUCCGUCCCGCUGGCCACCCUGCGCCCGUCCCGUGUCCCCUCGCCCAUCCCCUUCUCAAGUGCGGGUCUGCCACCUCCCGUCCGCCGCGUCCGCCUUAUCCUGGGCCCAAACCCUUCACAGCCACGGUCGUCUCGCGAGUCGUCCCCAGACGUCCCGCUCCGGUCGAGGACGUCCUCUAGGAUGCGCAGGUCAUCGAGCAGCCACUUAAGCGACCGCUGGCACGAGCUCGGAUGGAACACUGAUGACUCCGAGCUCACUCCGCUCGAGGACUCGAGUGACGAGGGUGAGUCCGAGAUCGAUCUGCCGGAGAGCGACGAGGAGCAGGACGCGGAGGACGCUGGGACGAGGAAGCUCUCGAUCAAGAUCCCGCAGAGGCCUCCGCCGAAGCAUCGUUGGCAGUGCCGGACACUGGGCUGCGCAAACCUGCUCACGCAGGGGACGCAUUGGAAAAACUGCGACGUGUGUCGGACGGCGACGCACCGGCUACGGAAGCAGGAGCGGUUGCAGAUGCGCGACAACAUCAUGGGACGGGCGAUCGCCAACGCGGUCCGGACUGCCGUGAGGGAGGAAGAGACCACGUCGAGACGGAAGCGGGCGCUGCCCAUGGCCGAAGACGAUGCGCAAGAGGAGAGCGGAGGUGAUCUGAACAACCUCGGCGAGUUGCCCGCGUAUCAGCAUUUCGCCGCCCUGCUCGAGUCGUUAUGUACCCGCUUCGCGCAGUUCAAGGACGUGCAGACGCGCUACGUCCAGCUCAAGGCGCUCUCGGGGGCGGCGCGUAAGGCGAUGGUGUUCAAGUUCGGCGGCGAGUACUCGGUCGUUGCCGACCCGACUGGCGGCUCCGUCGACGCGCUCGUCGGCACCGUCAUCCGCAACAUCCAGGCCGCACUCGGGCUCACGUUCAGACCUGCCGGGUUCCUUUCUGGCCCCGAAGACUCCGUUGUCGCUGUGUUGAGCUGCGAGUUCGUCGCUUGGAUCCCUCUAGUCGGCCAGGAACAACAGCCUGCCGCAACGCCCCAGCCCGGAACCGCGGCGCAAGCCUCCGAUAAGGCGGACUCGGCUCAGGAGGCUCGGAUGGAAGUUACGAUGACGGGCGAGCUGCACGUAUGUGUCGCGUGGGACCGUCGACACAAGUUCUUCCCUGGGCAACGUAUCAUCAUCCGGUUCAAGUUGGUCGGGUAACCUCACGGGGCAUGCACUGCUUUUAUGUUUAUCGGCUUGUCGUGAGUGUGACACGUUCCGUGCGCGAUCAUAGUAUGUAAAGUUUAUUCAUAAUAUACGAGGCGUUCAUCGAACAGCCUCAGGGUUUUUGUGUAAU
Molecule: messenger RNA, 2716 nt
Organism: Dichomitus squalens LYAD-421 SS1
Lineage: Eukaryota; Fungi; Basidiomycota; Agaricomycetes; Polyporales; Polyporaceae
Exons: 5
Coding region: 1582-2580 (332 amino acids)
Source: RefSeq, a predicted model, not a curated record